AUGACUGAUAUCGCUAUUCAAGACUUGCAGGAUUUGCUAGUUUAUUUUUCAAAAAAUACGUACAAAGCCAAAGAUGCUGAUUGCACGGGCCAAACAAUCAUGCAGCAAUGCCUUCUGUUAGUGGAUUUAGAUUACACACAUUCAGUAAUUAAUAAUGUCGCUGGUGAUCUUAGUGCACAUUAUCCAAGUCAUUUAAUUAUUUUUGAAAAUGAAAAGCGAAGAAAUCCAUAUAUAUGUGAUACACCGCCACAACUGCCACGUACAACGGAAACUAUUUAUGAAAAUACAUAUGAUUCUAAUAAAUUGAAAGAUUUAAUUAAAAAUGCUAGAUUCGCAAGAUGUCGUUCAAGAUUUCCACUGCCUGUAAUAUUUUAUAAGGGUAGAUUUAUAUGUAGAUCAGCUACAUUAUCAGGAGGUCCCGAAAUUUAUGGGAGAUCUGGAUUAAAUUAUUUAUUUGCUGGAAAUGAAUCUGCUAAUGCUUUUCAUCAGCGACUAGAUGAGGCUGGAUGCAGUGAUUCUGCACUAAGUGAUUGGCAAUUAUUUGAUAAAGUUAGGAAUCAAGAUAUUAAACUUCUCAAAGCCCUUAAUGUUGGUAAUAUAAUUGAUUUUAUGGUUGAAAAAAAAAAAGUGAAGUUCGGCAUGAAUGUGACUUCUUCGGAAAAAGUUGAUAAAGAAAAAAGAUAUGCAGAUUUCACAAUAAUCUCACUACCGUAUCCUGGUUGUGAAUUUUUCAAAGAAUUUCGAGAAAAUGAUUAUCAAGCAAAAGGUUUAAUUUUCGAUUGGUCACAAACACAUGUUGAUGCUCAAAUUGGAGUUCCUGAAGAUAUAAUAUCCACCCAGCUGAAAAUUAAUUGGGAACAAUAUCAAGUAUGGGAUUUGGUUAAAUUGACACAAAAUUACUUCAAACUUAUACUUAAUUACCUAAGUGAUAGUAGUAAUGGAAUGUUGAUUCAUUGUAUUUCCGGGUGGGAUCGAACUCCUCUAUUUAUCUCGCUGUUAAGAAUAAGUUUGUGGGCAGAUGGAGCAAUCCAUACAUCUUUAAACGCUCACCAAAUUUUAUACUUUACGAUUGCAUAUGACUGGUUGCUAUUUGGUCACGAUUUACAAGAUCGGCUCAAUGAAGAAUUUAGUAUUACUCAUAAAAGUACAAGAGUUCGUCAUUCAGUACAAUGUCAUGAUAGUGAUCCACAGUUGGAUAAUGCAAUGUUUGAUACCGAGUCUGUUGUAACAUUGAGUUCAGUUAGCUCUAAUAUGAGCUUAAAUAGCUGGUGUAGCUCUUUCAGCCAAAAUAGUAGGGAUAGUCAAGAUAAUAAUCCACCUACAGUAUUUCCAUGCUCUUCCACAGACAAUCAAGAUGACAGCCACAGUAAUGGAAAUGUGAUGCCAUGGACAUUUUUCAACUCACAAAAUAAAGAAAGUGAUAAAAAAACCGUUGGUCACGGUUCAUGUUCACCUUUGCUGUCAAAUAGUCGCACUUCUCCAGUAGCUGUUCCUAUUCCUGGACGCUUUCGACAACGCAACGAAUCUUCAUCUUCCGCUGGUUCUUGGCAAAUGAUUUCAGGAACGGGUAGCUUACGAGGGUCAACAACCUCCAAUUGUGCACUACCGGAAUUUCUAUCCGCCUCUACACUAACUUGUAAAUCACAGUGCAUAACUUGUUCUGGUCAAACUUCUCAAGAAUCAAGCGUAACAGUGAUUGAAGAUGAUUCAGCUCUGUCUUCAGCCCAAUCACGUAAAGAUAGACUACACAGCGUUCGGACAUUGUUUUAUAAUAUUUACAGCCAUACAGUUGGAUUUAGAAUGAAAGAAAAUUCGGAAUCUAGUGGAUUCGGCCAAUUAUUGGGGAAUUUUGCUGAAAAAGUAGGUAUAUUAUCGGUGCAACGUACGUCAUUAUGA
This is a messenger RNA of Cotesia congregata, 1896 nucleotides long. The record is from the annotation of a GenBank genome assembly. NCBI's taxonomy places the organism in Eukaryota, Metazoa, Arthropoda, Insecta, Hymenoptera, Braconidae.